AUGCCCACCUUCAAGCCUCGAAGCCGCACCCGCCUGAAGUGGCCGCUUUUGGCGGUGGUAGCCGUGGCUGUGAUAUGGUACUUCCAGUUGCACCACGCUGUGGGCCAGCGGUUGUUCCCGCGCACGCAGAACCGGGUGUACCCCCAAGCGCAUCCCCUCACCUCCACCACCAACAAAUACACGCUGAGCCGCUACAUCUACCCUCCCAUCGAAGACGCGGCGCUUUUGAAGGAGCUUGGGUCAGAAAACUUGGUGGUGCAAGCCAAAGUCCGUGACGCCGAGUUCAUCGAGUUUGAGCGGACGCUUCUUCUCUCGCACAACGUCAACGAUGACCCCGACGUCAAGGCGCAAAUGGAGAAGGAAAAAGAAGAAAACGAGCUGAGCGACUUGUUACGAGCCAAGAAUAACUUUAAGAACCACGACAAGUGGGUACACCGUCCCAGUAACGGCGAGUACCCCGAAGUGGUGGUGGUUACCGCCAUCGACUUUGACCAGUACCUGAUGGACCUGCUAAUCAAGAUUGUUCAAAACCGCGUUGACUACGCCCACGCGCAAAGCUACGGGUUGUACGUGCUGUGGUACCAGACGUUUUUGCCACGUCUUAAUGCCCUCACCUAUCUCUCCGACCGUCAGAAGCGGAAGUGGGUGCGUAUCUAUUGCUUGCAGGCGGCAAUGCACGCGUUCCCGGGGCUGAAAUGGUUCUGGUACUUGGACGAACAAGGGUUCAUCAUGGACGACACCGUCGACAUGGCCCUGUACAUGUUGAAUCCCCAGCUGUUAGAGCCGAUCAUGAAGCGCGAACAGCCCAUCAUGUUGCCCCUGGGGGUGAUCAAGACCUACAAAAACACCAAGGGGUCGCUGGUGAACUUGAUUGUCACCCAGCUGAAAGAGAAGAUCGAGACCCACUCGUUUGUCGUCCAAAAUAACCCCUUGGGACGGCUGGUCGUCCAACAGUGGGGGGACCCGUUAUACUUAAACUACCAGAACUUCCCCGCUGGGCCUGACCUGGCGUUGACCCACAUUCUCCAGUGGCACCCGUUUGUGUUGCUGAAGCUGGCUAUCGUGCCCACCCGCACCAUCUCGUCGUCGCACGUUGACUCAAACCCCGAUGAUACCCAGAAUUACCACGAAGGCGACUUUGUGGUACAAUGGGCUGACAUCGAAGACCGUGCAAAGAGCGAACAAGUGCUUAAUUUCUACGCUAAGAAGAAGGCGGGCGAAGCCACCCCUAAAUAG
Diutina rugosa is the source of this 1236-nucleotide messenger RNA. RefSeq names its product alpha-1,6-mannosyltransferase (gene MNN11). The transcript has a single exon. Lineage: Eukaryota; Fungi; Ascomycota; Pichiomycetes; Serinales; Debaryomycetaceae. Gene Ontology annotation, cellular component: Golgi membrane; mannan polymerase complex. The record is from RefSeq and is a predicted model, not a curated record. Gene Ontology annotation, molecular function: alpha-1,6-mannosyltransferase activity. The coding region runs from base 1 to 1236 and encodes 411 amino acids. Gene Ontology annotation, biological process: protein N-linked glycosylation.